Messenger RNA from Phanerochaete carnosa HHB-10118-sp, 664 nucleotides. RefSeq lists its product as uncharacterized. Bases 200 to 664 code for a protein of 154 amino acids. Lineage: Eukaryota; Fungi; Basidiomycota; Agaricomycetes; Polyporales; Phanerochaetaceae. The transcript is spliced from 2 exons. The record is from RefSeq and is a predicted model, not a curated record.
UACUAUCUAGUCGAACGUGUAUCUAUUCUCCCUCCUGAACUUCAUGUCCCGUUACGGUAUCUGCACAGUAUACCGUCAAUCGAGCGCCAUUAAGCACAAACUUAGAUCUUCCCAGAACCGCCCGCACAGUCGGUGCAUGAAUUCAGCCCUGACAGAAGCUGACGACGUCAACAGCAUAACCUAAGCUUUACAAGGGCAGAUGUUCAUUGCAAUCGUCGGUACCCGUCUGUCUGGCAAGUCAACGGUUCAAGAGUAUCUCCUCAGCUUCAAAGGCUUCAAUGUACUUCGCCUGGUCGAGAGAGACAGUAGUGUGAGCACCCUCGCAUAUAACAGCAGAUCUGAAAGUGAACUGGACCCCGUAUCGGUCAGGAUUGAAAGCAGCACGAUUGAGGAUCAUUUGACCUUUUCCAGCCAUACGGAAAUGCUGGACUACGUCACCAAGAACUGGAGAUCCGAUUUCGUGACCGUGGAUCUCAGGAGCCAGUCUCUACUGGAAAAAUUCUCAACCAGGCCGUUUUUCAUGGUCGUCAGUGUGGACGCCCCGAUUCUCAUUCGCUAUCACAGAAGUAUGAGGCGAGUAUCUACUCUCUACACGCAGCACAUGUACAUCAGACUGAGUGUCUUGUCCCAUCCUUUCUCAGAGGGAGGAGCGGCGAAACUCUGA